AUGUGGAAUGGGGGUGUGAUGGGACUGGAAUGCUGUCAUGUCUCACGGGCGGUUGAGUACCGAUGGGGAGGGAAUUAUGAUGAUUUGGUGAGUUGUGGACUGACGAGCGCAAAUUUUUUGAAACUUGGGGGUCGUGGGAGGUUCUGGGUAUCCAUUGUGAUGAUGAGAAUCCUUGAGAAUCCACAGCUUCCUGGUGGUGACAUCUCGCCCACUUGGUUGAGCGGGAUUUUUGAUAACCUCGUACUUGGGUACUGGACGGUCUGA
Pochonia chlamydosporia 170 is the source of this 264-nucleotide messenger RNA. RefSeq lists its product as hypothetical. The transcript has a single exon. NCBI's taxonomy places the organism in Eukaryota, Fungi, Ascomycota, Sordariomycetes, Hypocreales, Clavicipitaceae. Bases 1 to 264 code for a protein of 87 amino acids. The record is from RefSeq and is a predicted model, not a curated record.